AUGAAGUUGUUCGGGUUGUCAAAAAGCCGUGGCAUUUUCGCGGAUGGGGCGACGGAGGAUCAUGGACCACCUGAGCCGCACGAUUGUGCCAACGGGAAGAUGCGCGUUGACAGCGCUGCGCGGUGUGUAGUCUACGCUGAAAACUGCGGUCGCUACGCCAUUCUCGGCAAGAAGGAGCGAAAAUCUUCCGGGGACAGCACCAACGACGAGCCGCUCAUGCGCAUUUACGCAAAAACGACUUCAGAAGCCUUGCAGAUGAUCGAACUCAGACCACAAGUAAAAAACGAGAAACAGCGAGGGGUCGUCGAAGCAUAUUUUUCACCGUUGGGGAACUUCAUCGCGACGUACGAGCACUACGUGAAAAGCGGUGGAAAUAACGCGAACUUGUGGUAUUUGGACUGGGCCAAGAGUGAAGCCGUUUGCGUUGACGGCUGCACCAUCCAGACUCUAAAGCCCUCGUUGAAUUGGCCCGCAUGGAAACUCUCGGCCGGCGAGGAGUUCUGCUGUCGUGCCGUCGGGAACGGCCUCAAUGUAGUGGACUUGCGAUCCCUAACUCUCUGCAAGACGUUUUGGAAGAAACGCACUACAGGUACAAGUUCUCCUGGGGUUCUUCUCUUUUUCGCUCCCCCACGACCACGUAGCGUAGUUUUUUUAUGAUUUUUACACAUCAAGCAACCUACUUCUAGUCAAUCUCAAUCAUGCAUGCAAUCCACCAGAUGGCUCACGCUCACCCAUCCCCGUCGGUCUAGGUCUUCGUUAAACAGAAAACUGUUCGCGAAUCCACUUUCAUCGUAGGUGACGCUGGCGCAGCCUCCGGGCUUCCAACCGGGGAAGAGGUCAGCCAAGCCUUCCAGUCCGACCUGAAUCGAAAAAAGCUGGCGCUUCCGAACAUAUCGCAAUUCGAAAUAUCGAACGGCGUGCUCGGCUGCACCGCCUCGACCCAAAGCGACGCCUGUCCCUUCUACGUAUCCAAAAACAACUUUUCCAGCCCCGGUUCCCAUUUGCUUCCGGCCACAGCAGCGACAAUCCGGUCCCUUCUAGAGGAAGAGGGUGGCGAAAGCCCAGCCGCGGACCAGCAGUCGCGUUUCUUUGUCGCGGCGUUCGUCCCUGAGGCGAAGGCCCAACCGGGUAAGGUAAGCUUGUUCGAGCUGACCGCAGACACAAAUGCCGCGCUGCAGCGCCCCGUGAGCUCAAAAUCCUUCUACAAUGCCUCAUCCGUAUUGCUUCGCUGGAACAUGAGCAAGCUCCCAGCAGCGGUGUUGGUAUUCAGUGGGCAAGAUUACACCAAGGGCGACUCACUGGAUUGCGAGACAAGGUACUUAUGAUCUAUGUAGUACGACUGGAAGUUUAAAGAAGUUACUUCCACCACGACUCAGAUUUUCUACAGGUACACUGAAAGUGUAAGGAUUGCUGGGAGCAUCAACAAUGUGCCACUGGUGCGUAAGCAAGUACGAUAUGACAAAGACUGAAAAGGAGCAGUAGCAAUAGCAAGAACUUGCAUAGUAAAAUUAAAACAGCUACUACGGCGCCACGACGCUCUUUCACUUGUCUUGCUCCGAAACAAGUAGUGGGCCCGUGAAUCUCGGGGAAAUCCAAACCGCCGCGUGGAAUCCGCGGCGAAACGAGUUUCUGGUGCUCGAGGGGCGUACCUUGCCUUGUUCGCUGUCGUUAAUUUCCGGGGCCAACCCGUCGAAAACCCUGCAGCAGAUCGUGCCUGACAAGUCCCUGCGCCGGAACCACAUCGCGUGGUCGCCAUCCGGGGAUCACUUCGUCCUUGCUGGGCUGGGGAAUCUCGCCGGGGACCUGGACUUUUACCACAACGCGAACCAUGGCACGAAAAAGCCACCCCAGUUCUCGAAAAUAUCCUGUGCAAAAGUAUAAAUAUCGUGCUGGUGGUGUCCUACUUUAACUCUUAGAAAGAAUGGCAGUCGCGCAUGGGAUCAGAAUCAGAUGGAUCUACUGCAUCUGCUUUCUUACUUGAAUUUGCAUGACGUUGCCCCCGCCCCGCCUUGUUGGAUGGUUUUUCUUCAAAACACUUGUUUAUGCGAUUGUUCCUGUUAGUGCUAGCCCGAUUCCGGUAGCGAUAUUUUUCCUUUUGCAAUGCAUAGAGCAUUCGCACGGCCAACUUCAACCGCUGCACAAACAUCGAGUAUGACCGUAUGGCGUUCUCAAACGUUACAUUCUCAAUUGUUCCAUGAAUUUGUAAUGCAAGACUGGCAAAAGUGAAGGGGGGAAGAUGGCGCCUUUUGCAUUACAAGUUUGGCGCAGAUUUACAUGCUGUCUAGCCCUCCCGAAAUUUGUGAUGCGAAGCAGCUCGAUCAUCUGCCGGCUUAAGGUGCUCUUGCAUGACAAAUUCAUGUAAAAGUUGAGAAUGUAACGUUUGAGAACGCCAUACACCGUUUCGGACUCUCCGUUCUGUGCAGCACGCUGGCUCCACGCAUUCGUAUGCAUUGCAAAUAUGUCUGGGUCUGGAAGGUUGGAACUUGUGAUGCUGUCUUUGGAAUCUAGAAAAAUCUGUAUUGCAUGACCAGCAAAAGGAGUGUGAUUUUUGCUACGCGGCGACGGCAUUUGUCAUGUGGAGUAGGCAUCAAGAAGCCCUCAAAAAAUCUGUGAUGCUAGGGCAUGCAUCACCGACACGAGGACUCAUGCAAAAUAUGCAUGACAAACCCAGCAAUGUUCCAGACCCAGACAUUUUUACAUUUGAUAAUUCGCUCCGAAUGCUCAUUUCGCUUGUACGACUUCGCGGGAGGGUUGACACUUGACAGUGGUAGCUCCACCGCUGCCACGGCUGAUGUGUCUACGGGUGCCGUAAAGCCGCUCGAAGCCGACGACCAGCUGUAUGGCAUAACCUUCGCAGAUUGUGUCACCGGAAGUGACUGGAAAAAAACGGACAUGACCGAUCUCACCAGCGUUGUUUUUCCAGAAGCUGUGAUUAUUGCCGCGAAGAAGCUGGGGGAUGAAACGGCUGGCAAGGGUUUGUCUACUUCCAACGGCGUGCCGGAACACAUGAAAAAAGCAUAUGUGCCGCCUCAUUUGCGGAACGUAAAAAUCGAGCCCGCCGGCGGAGGGCCUAGUGGUACUAAAGCUGCCGCAAAAAACAAACCAAAGGCCAAGAAGGAACCAAAGCAGACACAGCAGCCACCAGCGGAAGCUGAGUUCUCUCCAUCUUCGCGAACAAACGAAAAACAGAAAGAACAGCAAGUGCCCGAGCAGGCUUCUGUUACUGCGGCCGAAGUCCUCCCGAAUAAGAAACCGUUGCUUGAGGAGGUGAUGGCGAUCCAUGAUGACGAGCAGAAACAGAAGAAAGCCAAAGCUUUGAAGAAGAAGUUGACGCAAAUCGAAAAGCUGAAGGAGAAAAGCGAACUGAGCGCAGAGGAGAAAGAGAAGGUGGCCACGGAAAAAGAACUCAACGAAGCACUUGCAUAUCUUGGGUGCUGA
This is a messenger RNA of Amoebophrya sp. A120, 3438 nucleotides long. Lineage: Eukaryota; Dinophyceae; Syndiniales; Amoebophryaceae. The record is from the annotation of a GenBank genome assembly.